Messenger RNA from Botrytis sinoallii, 1344 nucleotides. RefSeq lists its product as uncharacterized. Lineage: Eukaryota; Fungi; Ascomycota; Leotiomycetes; Helotiales; Sclerotiniaceae. Gene Ontology annotation, molecular function: monooxygenase activity; FAD binding. The transcript is spliced from 4 exons. The record is from RefSeq and is a predicted model, not a curated record. Bases 1 to 1344 code for a protein of 447 amino acids.
AUGGUUGCUACUACUCUCCCCUCAAACGACUUUCGUGUGAUUAUAGUGGGAGGUGGCAUCAGCGGUCUGGUAACAGCACUCGCGGCCAGCCGAUUCGGCAUUCGUGUUGAUUUAUACGAACGAAAUACUUCUAUUACAGAGUUAGGUGCUGGAGUUGCCAUCGGUCCUAAUGCGGCAGCUCUCCUCGAGAAACUAAAUGUUGGCGAGGUAUUAGAUAACAUUUCUUCUCGCCCAGUGGACCAUGUCAAUCUCAUUUAUAGAUAUCAUGAUACUGGGGAGGUCGGCUACACAGGAAAAUUGAACACUGCUAAACGCAGCUUCUACUGCCACCGCGCUGACUUCGUCCAAACGAUCGCCAGCUGCCUCCCCAGUGACCAGAUCCAUCUAGGUAAAUCCCUCAAAAGUAUUUCUCAGGACCCUCACUCUGUCACGGCCUUCUUCGAAGAUGGUACCUCGGUGACUGCAUCUGCCCUUAUUGGCGCAGACGGAAUCCGCUCAAAGGUGCGCCAAACUUGGAAUCAGGAGAAACCCAUCUUCUCAGGCCAGAUCGUCGUGCGAAGCCUCGUCAACAUGGCAGCUCUCCCACAAGAAGUCCAAAAUUAUUGCAAACACGGUAACGUAUGGGUCGCACCAGGGAAAAAGCACAUCGUGGCGUACCCCAUCCAGCGUGGGAAAACGGUAUGUGUCGGGGCUAUCAUUCCGGCUUUUGGGGGCAAGGAAUGGGAAGAGUCGUGGAAGGCGAGGGAUGAUCAGAUCGAUAUGGAGAACUUUAUGUUCACCAUUGAGGAGUUUCACACGGAUCCCAAAACCAUGUUUCGGCUGGGCGAAAGCACGACGAUUUUUGGGCUGUAUGAACGAGAACCGAUAACGAGCUGGAGGAAUGGAAGGAUAGUGCUUAUUGGGGAUGCAGCACAUGCUAUGUUGCCCCAUCAAGGACAAGGUGGCUCGCAAGCAGUCGAAGACGCUUAUGUUUUGGGCGUCCUGCUCGCUGCAGCGUCGAACAGCUAUAUGCCAGGCCUGAACAUUACGAACUGGUUUGAUGUUUUCGAGCAGAUCCGCAAGCCUCGUGCCGAGGCAAUAGCCAUUGGGAGUAGAGCAAUGGGUCAAGCAUUCGAUGACCUUCAAUUGAGCGCAGAAGGAGUGGAAUUUCUGCGCAAAAGCUACUCAUGGAUUUUCAUUACUGAGGCCUUGGAUGGGUGUGAAGACCAGAUGAAGAAGUCUUUUGGGCCAAAUUCGGUUGAAUGGGAAAACCUUCAGAAGAUUUUGGAGACGAGUCCAUGUAGGGAGUGGACCGAGGACUUAUCGACAUGGGUGUCAAAUCCCAGUCAGCAAAUGAACAUAUAG